GUUUACGUCGUUGCUACAUUCCAUAAGCAAAAUGGCGGACGAAGCACUUGCAAGGGCUGGACUUCAUUUUGAUGAACUGAAUAAGAUUAGAGUUUUAGAGCCUGAAGUCGCACAACAAACUGUUGAAUUGAAGGAAGAGUGCAAAGACUUUGUCGACAAAAUUGCGGAUUUCCAGAAGAUAGUAAGCGGCUUCAUUGAAGUUGUGGAUGGUGUUGCCACCGAAGUGGAGAAGGAAAAGAUGAAGGCAAUUGGUGCCCGGAAUCUCCUCAAGUCAAUCGCUAAGCAACGAGAAGCUCAGCAGCUGCAGCUGGUUGCACUCAUCACAGAGAGGAAGAUGCAGCUGGAGAGAUUACGGAUCCAGUAUGACGCCUUGCAGAAAGCCGAGGGAGAACAGACUGAGUUCAUUGAGCAGCUGAUUCUCCAGAAGUGACCUUAAUGUUCCCCAGUUCUUGUCCGUCCAAACAUAUCUGUCCUUGUACAUAAGAGAUGCAUCAUUUAUUUAUUAAAGAAAUUACUUCAUCA
Molecule: messenger RNA, 522 nt
Organism: Haliotis rufescens (red abalone)
Lineage: Eukaryota; Metazoa; Mollusca; Gastropoda; Lepetellida; Haliotidae
Product: intraflagellar transport protein 20 homolog
Exons: 4
Coding region: 32-430 (132 amino acids)
Biological process (GO): intraciliary transport; protein localization to cilium; centrosome localization
Cellular component (GO): centrosome; intraciliary transport particle B; Golgi apparatus
Source: RefSeq, a predicted model, not a curated record